AGAGAACGCAAUGCCGAGGAGAGGGGAGCGGCGGGGAGGUGUGGGCCAGUCGAUCAGCUGAGUGCCCGGGAGGUAGAGGUAACCUGUGCCAUGGCUGACGCCAUCACCUACGCAGACCUGCGCUUUGUGAAGGGGCCCUUGAAGAGCAGCUUGUCUAACCACAUGGGACAGGGUAAGGCCUGCCUCCUUCAGUCCCAUCCCAUCCCUCGUUCUGGACACCUACUUUGGACCUUUACCUUUACAGACGGCGAGGCCUAUGAGGAUGGGGAACUCACCUAUGAAAAUGUGCAAGUGUCCUCAGUCCCAGGGGUGCCAUCAGGCUGGGCUUCCCCUGCAUUAGUGGACAAAGCAGGGGUCAAGUCAGAGCAGCCAAACACUGCGUCCUGGAGCUCUGCGAAGCUGUCCGCCGUGGGCUGGAUUCCCCCGUGUCCCACAGUCUGCCUGCAAUACUUCUUGCUUGGCCUUCUCCUGGCCUGCCUGAUGUUAGGGAUGGCUGUCAUCUGCCUGGGAGUUCGCUAUCUGCAGGUGUCUCAGCAAUUCCGGCAGGUGACCAGGAUCUUGGAAGCCACCAACAGCAGCUUGCAGCAGCAGCUCAGGGAGAAGACAGUACAGCUAGGACAGAAGGAGGUGGAUCUUCAGGAGUCUCAGAGAGAGCUGACCUUGAGUCAGGACACGUUACAGGAGAAGCAGAAGAUUCAUGAGACCACUGAGCAGCAGCUACAGGCCUGCCAGUCGGAGGGACAGAGGACCAGGGAGAACUUAGAGAGAGAGGAGCGGCAGAGGCAGGAACAGAGCCAGAGGUGGAGAAACAUGCAGGACAAGCUGAGGCCUUUCUUCACCUGUCCAGACUCCUGCUGUCCACUGGGGUGGCUACAACAAGAGAGAAGAUGCUUUUACGUCUCACAUACUCUCAGAAGUUGGGAGGAGAGCCAAAAAUACUGCACAUCUCUGUCCUCCAAACUGGCUGUAUUCACACUAACUUCUAAAUAUUCUUAUCAGGUUCUUCUGCCCGAUGGCUUAGAGGAUUUGCUAAAUGUUUCAAAGUCAUAUUGGAUCCAGCAGACAAGCAAUUAUGAAGAUUACUAUAUGCAAAAUACGAAGAAGCAGAGGUCUGGACCUAAUUCUCCAAGCAGAAAUUGUAACAGGAUAGCAUACGCUGCAUGGAGUAGGACAUGGAGAAGACAACUAAAUACGUGUAGUGAGCUUUAUCCCUGCAUUUGUGAGCUGGAGGCUUUCAGGUUUCCUGACAUCUCCACUGAAAUGGACACGUGAACAAGAGCUUUGACCUACAUCCUUAACCUACGGCCUGCCAAUUCUUCACACUGCUAUUGCUCCGGCUACCCUCACUCUUGGGCAUGCCCGGCUAAGGGCUGAUCCUGGUCUGGCAACCUGCUGCCUGCUUGAAAGCUGCUCCAGAAACUGGAUCAUUCCUGGGAAGAGUAAAGAGGCCUCCAGAAAAGACUCUGAUCUUCCUUAAGAACUUCCCAAACCAGAGAUGGGUCAGGGCAGGGCGCAGCGCUGAGUAGAUGGAUGGCCCGGAGCCAGCCAGGCAGUUUUAUUGAAAUAUUUUUAAAUAA
Meriones unguiculatus (Mongolian gerbil) is the source of this 1577-nucleotide messenger RNA. It is a transcript of the gene Cd72, whose product is annotated as CD72 molecule. The transcript has 8 exons. The record is from RefSeq and is a predicted model, not a curated record. Gene Ontology annotation, molecular function: transmembrane signaling receptor activity. NCBI's taxonomy places the organism in Eukaryota, Metazoa, Chordata, Mammalia, Rodentia, Muridae. Gene Ontology annotation, cellular component: plasma membrane. The coding region runs from base 91 to 1272 and encodes 393 amino acids.